Molecule: messenger RNA, 1814 nt
Organism: Maylandia zebra (zebra mbuna)
Lineage: Eukaryota; Metazoa; Chordata; Actinopteri; Cichliformes; Cichlidae
Biological process (GO): mitotic cell cycle checkpoint signaling
Cellular component (GO): kinetochore
Source: RefSeq, a predicted model, not a curated record
UCGCAAAACGCACAAAACCCUGACCUCUGACCCCCACUGAGGGAAUAGUUAAACCGUAAACAAUGAAAUGGAGAGCAGACCCUGAGUUGGCUCAGUCGCAAGUUUUCAAGUUUCUCACCUGAGUGAGGCCAGCCUGUCAGAGCGGACUUCAAUCAGUGUUCAUACCAGAGACAGCUGAUACUCACACACGCAGUUACUGAGCAGUUUCCUCUGUGUGUGUGUGUAACACGUCACCGUGCUACAGCCAUCCUUGCAAUGUUAGAAUAAAGUAGAGGAGGUGUUCAGCAGCUCCAGGCUGACAGCAGAAACAGACGGGGGUCUGAUGAAAAUCACCACAAAUACAUGAAGUGCAGCUACGAGGCUGAGAAACGUCAAUAAGGAGAGACGCUGGCGGAAGGCUUUGCUUUGUCUGUUCUCAUUAAAAAUGGCUGCCGUGUUACAUGACCCACAGGCAGCAGUGUGGAGCGUGCCAGUGGUUCAGUGAGCUGAGCUUCAGUCAGUCUUCUUCCUCAUGCUCAGGAUCCAGAUGUUUUGGUGUGUUUGAUAAAGUCCACAGUGCUAACAGAACACACACUGACCGCCGUCGCAUGCAGAAGGUUCUGUGGCGUCAGCUGUUUGUCCUCGACUCCAUGAUGUCACUGCUGGAAGGACUGGAGUCUGCCCAGCAACUGAUGGCACAGUCCUGCCCCCCCCAACCAGAGGGUGGGGCUCGGGGCAGGUGGAAGGCCCUGAAGGUGGAGAGCAGGUCAGGGGUGGAGGAGACCGAGGCACUGCUCAGAUCUCUGCAGGACAGAAUCCAACAGAUCCACGACAGACGACACACACUCACACAGCUGGUUCAGCAUCUGCAUAGCAAGAGGCAGCAGAGUGAGCAGCUGGAGUCGUCUCUGCUGAACGCCCAGAAUGCUUUGCAGUCAUGUGACCUUCAGCUGACCCAGUUGAGGGCGGAGUCAGAGGUGAUGCUCGGUCACCUGAUCGAGUGGCAGCGACUUAGAGACGAGCUGCAGGUGUACGUCAGCACCACGCAGGACGUCAUGCAGAUCAACCUGCUCGCCUUCAACCAAUCAGAGCUGUGUGUGGAGCUCAGGCCACACACCUCUUCUGACUUGUUGUCCAAUGAACUGGAGCCGCUGAGGCUGUCAGUCACCUGGAGUCAUGACGACCGCUUCAGACUGCAGGUGAGCGAGGGAACGGCGGGCCUCGCGGAGGACAGCCUGACGGGCCGACGGGUAGAGCUGAGCGCCGCCCUGCUGGAGGUGAUGCGGUGUUAUGUUGGGCAGGCCGAGCUGUUGUCUGAGAUCCAGAGCCUGCGGUCCAGCUUCGCCAUUGACUGGCACCCCGCCCAGCGCCUCCUCGUCUACCUGAAGACGGCAUCGCUGGUGUGUCAUCUGGAGGUGGAGGAGGGAUACCCGCGCGUGGGGCGGGCGCGCCUGCUGUCCGUUCGGCGGGACGGGCAACAUGUGGACACAUCUGGGCUGAAGCCUCCCAGCGGUGAGCUGCGUCUGACCGAGUGGUUGGUGUUUCUCUACAGCAGUCCUCUCCUCUGAACGACGUCUUCCUCCUGUACCGUUUCCUGUCUUCUCUCACACAUCCACCGGGGGUCGCUCUCUCACCUGCACAUGUGUUACCUGCCCUGAAGUGUUUUUGUCUGUGAUCACAUGACAUGAAAAUAAACCUCUGCCUGCAGGACAAACUGGGUGUGUGAAACAUGAAGUUUGUCUCUGAUAAAUAAAGAAGUUUAUAGAAUUUACAGAAGCAUCAGUUUCACACAGAAGAAACUUCAUUUUUAAACUAAUAAAAUGUACUCUAACAAA